Messenger RNA from Papilio polytes (common Mormon), 1933 nucleotides. RefSeq names its product F-box/LRR-repeat protein 15 (gene jet). The transcript is spliced from 3 exons. Bases 77 to 901 code for a protein of 274 amino acids. Gene Ontology annotation, molecular function: protein binding. The record is from RefSeq and is a predicted model, not a curated record. Lineage: Eukaryota; Metazoa; Arthropoda; Insecta; Lepidoptera; Papilionidae.
AAAAUUGACGUUUAUGUCAGAAGAAAGAAAUCUAUGAAAAUAUUUAAAGAUUAUCAUGGAAAUGAAAUAUUAAGCAAUGAAUAUGAAAAGAAACACACAUGUAUUCGAUCUGUACUGGGAAGAUAUAUUAGUUGCCAAAGUAAUACCAUUUUUGACUAUCCGCGAAUGUUUUAAUUUUCGUUGUGUUUCGCGAACUUGUCUACAAAUAAUAGAUAUGUAUUUCGCUAAGUUAAAAUCAUUGAAACUGAUGAAUAAAGGCUUCUCCCCGCACACGUUCAAUGUAUUUGCUAACACUUGUACGCGCUUAAAUUUAUUGAAUUUAAGUCGAUGUCAAUGUAUUAGUGACAACGCAUUGAUUCCGAUGUUGCGUAAAAACCACGAUAUAGAAAGCCUGAACCUAAGUCAGUGCAAGAAUUUAUCUGCAAAAUGUUUGCAACCAGUUAUCCUCCACUGCAACAACUUACGAAUACUGAAACUUGCGCGAUGUUCAUGGUUGACUACGGGAGCCAUUGAAGCGUUGGCUCUCCAUCAAAGUAAGCUAGAGGAUGUAGACUUGGCAUUCUGUGUGGCUAUAUCGGAGAACUGCAUAUUAAUUUUUAUAAAGAAGUUUCAACAGAUAAAGACUCUGAACUUAGAGGGCAACAAGCAAGUGACAGAUAAAUGCUUGUACACGAUAUCAAAGUACAGCAAGUCAUUGAAACUUCUAAACUUAGGUGGUUGUUGUGAAGUAACUGAUAAAGGAGUGAGAGCACUGGCACUACACUGUCCCAAUCUGGAAGGGCUGCUUAUCCGAGGGUGUACAAAAGUGACGGAGAACAGUCUCCGAUUAAUGCGAAAUAAAGUCCACCUGGACAGAAGGCCAGUAGACCCUGUACCUGUGCCUAUUUAUGUGCAAAUUUAAAAAGAAACAUAUAAAGGUUGUGCUGAAAAAGUUGUUGGUAUUUUGUUGGUAAUUUUAGAAAAUAUAGCGUGUUUAUUGGAUUUAAUGGAAUAAUUAAUUGCCAGUAUUAAGGUGAACUACAGAUGCAUAUUUUACAGAACAUUUAUCAUUACAAAAAAAAAAUUACUGAUAGUUGUUUAUUCUGUUUAAAUAUGCAAUUAAAAAUCAAGAAAUAAAUCUGAUAAACAAAGAAAACAAUUAGCAUUUUUCUAAUUGGAAUAAAUGUACUUAAUUAUAUACUUGUUUACUAUAUCAAUGCAUAAAAAAUAUAAUAAAACUGCUAUCGGCUAGACAUAAGUAUUUUGUAUGGUAUUGAAUGUAUAUAAAAUCAUGAAAAUAGUUGCCAGUAAAGUUUAGCAAUGCUUGCCAUGUUCUACCAAAAUUAUUGCUAAUAGUAGGAAGUAGUUAGGUGAGAGCAUGUUAAAAGGUAUUUUUAUCAUAAAUAUGUAUUAUGUGCAAUAAGUUUUAUAACUUUCAGUUUAACAGUACCUAAUAUAUGAAUAAGUAAUAAAAGGUUGCUCUUUCAGUCAGAUGUUGAGUCGAGUUUUUAAAAUAUGAUUAUAUUGUUAAAAUUCAAUUUAUGUCUACAUAAAUUAAACCCUAGUUAACUCUCAGAACUGUUUAAUGCAGAAAGUUUGCUUAUAAUCAAUUUUGCAUAAACAUACAAGCCCAUACACACGUUAAUUUUUUACUGUGCAGUAAUGUGUGUAGAGAAAUAUUAAAAAUUUUAUUGAUUCCCCAAAAAUUGGUUAUAAUUUUGAUUGAGGUUGAUACAAAUAAAAGUGUUUGUGACGACGGUUUCUAAUCCUAGGUGUAAAUUCAUACUGGUCAUGCAAGUGCAGUUCCACUGUUAGGACAUUAUCUUUCUUUUGUCAAAAAUCAGAGAAGUGUAGCGACAGUGGAAUUUCAGUUAGACAUUCACAUUGAUAUUCCUAGUUUCCCGCCUAUUUUAUUUUUUGUUGUCAUAAUACAUUUUUUAUUUUGUUAAGUAAA